Molecule: messenger RNA, 1962 nt
Organism: Dichotomopilus funicola
Lineage: Eukaryota; Fungi; Ascomycota; Sordariomycetes; Sordariales; Chaetomiaceae
Product: putative glucan 1, 4-alpha-glucosidase
Exons: 2
Coding region: 1-1962 (653 amino acids)
Source: RefSeq, a predicted model, not a curated record
AUGGCGACAUCCCCGCAAAGCCCGCCCAAGCGGCCGAGGUUGUCACUCCAGAUCAGGGCUAUCGCCAACGGCCCUAGUAUGCGAACUUCACGAUGUGUCGCCGCGGCUGUCGACGUCAAGUCGCCCACAUCGUUUAAUACCCUCUCUAAUGUCUACGCCACCGCUGUCGACCGAUCCACGCCGUUACAGGAGAAGCCGCCCACGACCGCCAUCUGCGGCAGGAGGCCGAUGCUUCGACUACAAACCCAAGAUGCUACCCCGAAACCGACCACGGCCAACACCCCUUACCUUGGCCCUUACCUUGAUACGCCCGUCACGGCGCAGGCUAUCUCUCCAGCAGUGGCCAAGCAAGUUUUCUUCCCGAGUGCUAUGACGGCUACGCCACCACUCUCUGCGCAACCCAUUGAGCAGAAUGGCGCCCAGGUGUUCAAUUUUGACGGGACAACCCCCGCGACCGCCUUCCCGCCAGGAACGACAUUACCAGGAUCUGCACCGGCACCAGUACCAGUACAAACGCCAGCGCCAUCACAGGCACCAUCACAGAUCCAGCCGCAGAUGCAAAACGCCAAGAGGCGGACCACGGCGCCGGCUGGGAACAUGAAGUUGCCGUAUACCCACCCGCGCAGCCUCCGUAGUAUCCUCCGCAACUCUCCUCUGCCCCCGCUCAGCAUUAAGUCGCCCGAAUCUCCCAGACGGCAAUCCCUGCGCCUGCAGGAGAAGGCCCUCCGUCGCGUGGCCUACAACAGCCCGUUGACGCAGGAGAUCACUACCAGCUGGUACACCAAAUCGCACAUCGAUCUCCUCGCCGAAGACGCCACACCCAUCUCCCCGUCUGCCUCGUCCUCAGACGGUGGCGACUCGCUUGACCUGGCCAUGGCCGACGCCGCCAGCUGCGACACCACCCGCGACGGAGGGCAGACGCCGGGGCCCUUUGAGGAGAUGCGCCGGCGCAUGGCUAACAUGCAAGCCUCCACGCCCACAGCGCUAUCGCCGACAAGCGGUGGGAUUCGGAAGCGUGGUGGCAAGCGCCGGGAGAAGAAGCGCCGGUGGGUAUGGACGAUUGGGCAGGACGAGGACGCCGAGGAAAACGGUCCAGCGGCCGCCGAGCAGGCCGAGCAGGUGACGGCACAAAAGGUGGCCGCUCCCUCACUCCCGGCUCCGUCGGUCCCCGUUCUCGCCAUGCCUGCUCCUCGGCCGCGAACGCGGAAUCAACAAGCCCAGCUGGCGAAAGCCGUUGCUGCGGCAUCCGACGCUCAGGGGCAGCAGGCGCAACCCCAAGUCCAAGUCCCUCGGCUGUCCAUCCCAUCUCCCCGGGCUCGUGGCGCGGCGACCAGCCUCCCGCGCGGGCCAAAUACCCAACCACCCUCCUCCAUCGGGACUCCCUCGCAGCAGCAGCAACCACAACAACAACCCCAACAACAACAGGAGAACACACCACAUGAUCGCACCCAACGCGAACUAACCCCCAUCCCCUCCUCCCUCCUCCCCACGCGCGCAUCCACCCCGGACUCCCACCCCCCCAGCGUCCGACACCUCACCCCCGACCCCCAUCACCAUCAUCACGCCAUGGACAUCAACAACCUGCACCACCACCUGGACAUGUCCAACACCGCCAUGACAGAACCACCGACACCCAGCAUGGAAUCCACAACCUCUGCUGAAAGCAGCAGUCUCCACAGUAAUAGCACCGCAGGUGACGGAGAUGCGGACGGGGAUGCGGAUGUGGAGAUGUCGGAUGCGAGUAGUUUUACUUCGGUGGAGGAGGAUUCUUGUGAUGAGGGUUCUUUAGGAAGGGGUGGAGGGAAGAAAGCAACGGCGGCGCUGAGGUUUGGACUUGGGUUGGGCCUGUAUGCGCCAGAUGAGGAUACGGAGAUGGAUGAGGGGACGCCUACUAUGACGGCUAGGCCGGUGGGGACGAGGGAGGGACAGGGGUGGGUUCCUUGGAAGGAUGUUGUUUCGUAG